This is a messenger RNA of Didymella exigua CBS 183.55, 975 nucleotides long. Its product is annotated as peptidyl-prolyl cis-trans isomerase. Gene Ontology annotation, molecular function: peptidyl-prolyl cis-trans isomerase activity. Gene Ontology annotation, biological process: protein folding; protein peptidyl-prolyl isomerization. The record is from RefSeq and is a predicted model, not a curated record. The coding region runs from base 148 to 666 and encodes 172 amino acids. Gene Ontology annotation, cellular component: intracellular membrane-bounded organelle. Lineage: Eukaryota; Fungi; Ascomycota; Dothideomycetes; Pleosporales; Didymellaceae. The transcript has 3 exons.
UGGGUGAGAGCUCUUGCCUCUGUUUCGUGCAUCAGCAAACGCAAGGGUAUAAAACCUAAGAGUACCCCUCGUUGAGCUUUGUUGCCCAUCCUUCAUUCACAUACACCAACACACCAACAACACACCAACAACACACAACACAUCACAAUGUCUAAGUCCCAGGUUUUCUUCGAUGUCACCGCCGGAGGCCAGCCUCUUGGCCGCAUUGUCAUGGAGCUCCGUGGUGAUGUCGUCCCUAACACCGCCGAGAACUUCCGCGCUCUCUGCACUGGUGAGAAGGGCACCGGCCGCAGUGGCAAGCCUCUCCACUUCAAGGGUGCUUCCUUCCACCGUGUCAUCCCCCAGUUCAUGCUCCAGGGUGGUGACUUUACUGCCGGCAACGGUACCGGUGGUGAGUCCAUCUACGGCGAGAAGUUCAAGGACGAGAACUUCUCUCUGAAGCACACUGGCCCCGGUAUCCUCUCCAUGGCCAACGCCGGCCCCAACACCAACGGCUCCCAGUUCUUCAUCUGCACUGAGAAGACUUCGUGGUUGGACGGCAAGCACGUCGUCUUCGGCCAGGUCGUCGAAGGUCUCGACGUCGUCAAGAAGGUCGAGUCCUACGGUUCCUCCUCCGGUGCCACCAAGGCCAAGAUCGUCAUCGCCGACUGCGGCCAGCUUGCCUAGACGCUUGCACGGACGCAAGGCGGAUAAAAGCAUUCGAGCAAUGGAUUGAAAGGUUUCGGAACACAAAAGUGGGCGGGGAUUAGUAUGACAUUGGUGUCAGAACGACCCGAGGAAACACGUCAGUGGCUGGGACGGAGUAAAGCCAUUGUGUCUAUAUAAUGAGACAAUGAACUUAUGACUUCGCCAAUUGCUGUCUUCCGAAACUCUGCUUGACGGUUCGACCCUUCAAUAUCAUUCAUCUUACCUAUCGCUGCCAUCAGCCUUGCAUCGCAAUGGUGAGAAGCAAGUCGUAAGUGCUUGCUGCCAUUC